AUGAUUAUUUAAUAAAAUGAAGAACAGGAAAUGUUUUAAUAAUAAGAAUCUAAUGAUACUGAGUAAAAAUUAAAGAGUUCCUAUGUAUCAAAUGAAUAUCUAGAAGCUGGAGGUGGUAGUCCAUAAAAUUCAGUUGAUUUUAAAUAAUUCAAGGCUCCUUAAAUUAAUUAAAUACCUAAAGUAAUGGUUAAUGCAAGCAGUUAUCAAUCAAUACCUAUGAGUUCUCAAUUCAGAUAUCAAGAUGAUUAACAAUCAUAAAAAAUGAAGACAGGACCUAGUGAUUAAUCAAAAAUAACACCAGGCUAUACUAAAUAUAUGAUUGAAGAAUCAAAUUAAUAAUAUGAUUAUGUGAGAGGUAUGUUUACAGAAGAUGAAAUUAAAGAAGCAUUUAAUUUUUUAGAUAUGAAUAAAGAUGGUGGAAUAACAUCUGAAGAUUUAUCAUUCUUCUUGGAUUUUAUAGGAGAAAAGGCAACUUCUGAAGAAAUUGAAGAAAUGAUAAGAAUGUGUGAUAAAGAUGGAAGUGGAGAAGUAAAAUUUGAAGAUUUUAAAAAUCUAGCUGGAGGAUGGUCUUUGCCAACUUUAGGUUAAGCUCAUCCACCCACUAAGGAAUUAGUUGAAAAGCGUACACAAAUAAAUUAGACUAUGAUGGAAAAAGAAGUUCAAGAAGUUGCUAGAAAAGGUAAAAUAACACCACAAAUGGUUGAAUAAAUAAGAAAGAAUGAAUUAACUAGUCCAAGAUUUGGUUAAGAUGAAUAAUCCAAACUUAUGUUCUAAUCAAUAAACAAUAUAGCAUCCUAAAAGAAAUAGAGAUAAGUUAUUGGAUAGAAUCUAAAAGUAAUCCGAUCUGAAGAAGGUUAAAUAACUUAAUAAACUAAAUAAAAGUCAUCAUUAAGUUAAAGAGAUAUUAUGUUUUAAAGAAAAAAUAAUGCAAUUAGAUUUGUAAAAGAGAAGAAAAUUGAUCAAGCUUAUAUCUUGGAUGUUUUUGAAAAAAUUAAUAAGCUUGAUAUUAUGGAAUCAUGUACCUAUGAGGAUUUCAUUCAUUAUCUUGAUAUAUUAGAUAGUAAAAAUAAAACAAUAUUAAAGAUCACCAAUCAAAAUUGUUAUUUAAUUCAAUGAAUGAAAAUCCUGUUAGAGAAGAAUAUGUUAAAAGUUCAGAUAAUGUAAUUGUUGAUUAGAUAGUUAAUUUAAAAAAUACUCUUCUUACUUUAUUAGGUUAAACAAAUUGUAGAAAACAUGACAAACUUGAAAUAGCUUAUUUACUCUAAGAUUCUAAUUAGCAAGGAUACAUAUUCUUAGAUGAUUUGAUUUCUUUAUUAGUCAAUUUAUAUUGUAUUUCAGAAGUAGCAAUAAUUGAAUAAAAAAUAUUGAAAAUGACUGCCAAAAAGGGAUUGAAAAAUAGAAAAGAUACAAUUAAAAAAGAUAUCUAUAUUAGUAUGGUAAAUGAAUAUGGAUAAGUAUUUGAACCUAUUUGA
This is a messenger RNA of Paramecium pentaurelia, 1472 nucleotides long. The record is from the annotation of a GenBank genome assembly. NCBI's taxonomy places the organism in Eukaryota, Ciliophora, Oligohymenophorea, Peniculida, Parameciidae.